This is a messenger RNA of Iphiclides podalirius (scarce swallowtail), 1986 nucleotides long. The record is from the annotation of a GenBank genome assembly. Lineage: Eukaryota; Metazoa; Arthropoda; Insecta; Lepidoptera; Papilionidae.
AUGGAGGACGUAUUGAUAUUAAAAGAUUAUAAAACUGUUCCGGAUGUUGUACACGAAUAUGGACCAACCUUAAAGUUUGGACAUAUACCCUUAGUUAUAGAUAAUGGUUCAUAUCAAUGUCGUGUGGGUUGGUCGAUAUACGAUGAACCACAUUUAAUAUUUAAAAAUCUAAUUGCACGACCUCGCAAAGAUCGAUGUAAAAAAGAUGCUGAACCUCCUGUUACACCGCCGAUUCAGAUUGGAAAUGAUAUUAUUAAUAUAGAAGCGGUGAGAUUCCAGCUUAAAACACAAUUUGACAAAAAUGUAGUUACUCAUUUUGAGGUUCAAGAACAAGUUUGUGAUUAUAUAUUUUCACAUUUGGGAAUUGACAGUGAAGGCAGUGUGCCGCAUCCUAUAGUUAUGACAGAAGCUUUUGUAACACCAAAUUAUUGCAGACAAUUAAUGUCAGAGCUGUUAUUUGAAGGUUAUGGAGUACCUGCUGUAAGCUAUGGAAUAGACUCACUAUUUAGUAUGUAUAAAAAUGACAUAGGUGAUUCUGCUUUAAUUGUAAAUUGUGGAUAUCAUACCAUACACAUUAUACCUGUUAUCAGAGGAAAAGUUAUUGCUGACCACUCACGACGAAUAAAUUUAGGUGGGAGCGAAAUCACGUGCUAUCUGCAUAAACUUCUGCAAUUGAAAUAUCCAGUUCAUGUGAACGCAAUAACCAUGUCUCGCAUAGAGGAAAUUCUCCAUGAGCAUUGCUCCAUAGCAUUAGACUAUCAGGACGAAAUUAAGAAAUGGGCGAAUCCUGACUAUUAUGAAGCAAAUGUGAAAAGGAUACAACUGCCGUUUGUUCAAUCCAACAGCUCUUCAGGCCUGACAGCUGAGCAACAAAAAGAGCGAAAGAAAGAAAUGGCGCGCCGACUCCUUGAAAUCAACGCGAGGAAAAGAGAAGAAAGAUUGGCUGAAGACGAAGAACAGAUGAACCAGCUCUUGGCAAUCCAGGACUUAAUAGAAGACGGCGACAUGGACGAAUUUAACGAAGCCAUCAAAGGAUUUGAUAUAAAAAGUUAUGAGGACUUACAGAGGCAAAUAUCGAACCUGAACGCGCGCAUAGAGAAGAAUAGGCAACGCAUCGCGGCCGCCGCCAACCCCGAGGAGAUUCCGGAGCCGAAGUCUACAGGACGCGUGCAGCCGCCAACCGAUCCCGAAGCAUUCCAAGUGUGGCUCAGCGACACAAGAGCGAAGUACCGCGAGGUGCUGGGGCGGCGCGAGGCGAGGCGGGCGCGGCGCGCGGCCAUGCUGCGCCGGCGCACCGCCGCGGCGGCGGAGCGUAUGCGCGUCAUCUCGCGGCUCGCCGCGGCCGGCGACGACUUCGGCACGCGCGACUCCGACUGGGACGUGUACAAGAGUAUCAGCCGCGAGGCCGACUCUGACUCGGAAGCUGACGGCGAACGCCUCGUUGAACUCGAGGAGGCGCUUCGCGAGUACGAGCCCCAGCAGCCCAGCAACCAGCACCACCAACUGCACCUCGCUAUAGAGCCUAUCAGAGCUCCCGAGUUAAUGUUUCAACCGUCUAUGAUGGGUAACUUGGAAGCCGGAUUAGCGGAGAGCAUGGAGUAUGUGUUCAAACAUUUUAGCACCGAAGAUCAGUUACUGUUAGCCAACAAUGUAUUCCUCACUGGCGGCUGCUCACAAUUCCCGGGUCUGAAAGAGAGAUUGGAAAGGGAGCUUCUCGAGAUGCGACCGUUCCAGUCGACUCAUAGAGUGGUUGUGGCUAAUAGCCCGAGUCUCGACGCUUGGUACGGCGCUAGGGAUUUCGCGGGCAGCAACGACUUUGAGAAUUGGUGCAUAACCAAGGAGGAGUAUUACGAAAUGGGCGGUGAAUAUUUGAAGGAGCACCAUGCCAGCAACAAAUAUUACAAGAGUCCUGCGCCCAUAGUUGAUAACACACUGGCGCCCGCCGGCGAUGCCAAUGUAGUUAAAGAGGAAAUAGUUAUCGAUUGU